Messenger RNA from Gambusia affinis (western mosquitofish), 2076 nucleotides. It is a transcript of the gene pdia6, whose product is annotated as protein disulfide isomerase family A, member 6. The transcript is spliced from 13 exons. The coding region runs from base 123 to 1445 and encodes 440 amino acids. Gene Ontology annotation, cellular component: endoplasmic reticulum lumen. Gene Ontology annotation, biological process: response to endoplasmic reticulum stress. The record is from RefSeq and is a predicted model, not a curated record. Lineage: Eukaryota; Metazoa; Chordata; Actinopteri; Cyprinodontiformes; Poeciliidae. Gene Ontology annotation, molecular function: protein-disulfide reductase activity; protein disulfide isomerase activity.
ACGGUGAGAUUUUUUUUUUUUUUUUUUUUCCUCCCUCUGCAAUAGACUUUUGUGAGAGUGAGCAGCGGCGGUAGUCUGUGUGUUGUUUCAAUCGAGGAGACGAGCAGAGAGAAGUUAAAACCAUGAGUUCGCUUUUAUUGGGAAUGCUGGGCUGCUCGCUGGUCCUGUCGGUCCAAGCCAUGUAUUCCUCCAGUGAUGAUGUUAUUGAGCUCACACCGUCCAACUUCAACAGGGAGGUGAUCCAGAGUGACAGUCUGUGGCUGGUGGAGUUCUAUGCUCCCUGGUGUGGUCACUGUCAAAAUCUCGCUCCAGAGUGGAAGAAAGCAGCAACAGCCCUCAAGGGUAUUGUGAAGGUUGGGGCUGUAGAUGCUGACCAGCACAAAUCAUUGGGAGGCCAAUAUGGCGUCAGAGGGUUCCCCACCAUCAAGGUCUUUGGAGCAAAUAAACAUAAACCAGAGGAAUACCAAGGAGGACGCAGUAGUCAGGCGAUUGUCGAUGGCGCAAUGAAUGCUUUGAGAACGCUCGUCAAAGAGAGGUUGGGUGGAAAGUCUGGUGGCUCCAGCUACAACAAGCAGCAGAGUAGCGGUGGCAGCAAGAAGGAUGUGGUGGAACUCACCGACGACAACUUUGAUGAGACCGUCCUGAACAGUGACGACGUGUGGCUGGUGGAGUUUUUUGCCCCUUGGUGUGGACACUGCAAGAACCUGGAGCCUGAGUGGGCAGCUGCAGCCACAGCUGUUAAGGAGCAGACCAAGGGCAAAGUUCGCCUUGGGGCUGUGGACGCUACCGUCCAUCAGGUUGUGUCCAGCCGCUAUGGGGUCCGUGGAUUUCCCACAAUCAAAAUUUUCCGUAAAGGGGAGGAGCCUGAGGACUACCAAGGAGGCCGCACCCGAGGAGACAUCAUCGAGAAGGCCAUGGAUUUGUUCUCUGACAACGCUCCUGCUCCUGAGCUGCUGGAGAUCCUUAAUGAAGACGUUUUGAAGAAGACCUGUGAAGACAGUCAGCUGUGUAUAAUUGCCGUCCUUCCACACAUCCUGGAUACAGGUGCAUCUGGUAGAAAUGGUUAUCUGGAUGUGAUGGUAAAGAUGGCAGAAAAGUAUAAGAAGAAGCUGUGGGGUUGGCUCUGGACGGAGGCAGGCGCUCAGAUGGAGCUGGAGGCCUCUCUAGGAAUCGGCGGAUUUGGUUACCCGGCCAUGGCCGCCAUCAACGCACGCAAGAUGAAAUUCGCUCUCCUCAGAGGCUCCUUCAGUGAGACUGGCAUACACGAGUUCCUCAGGGAGCUUUCCGUGGGCCGAGGCUCCACCGCCACACUGGGGGGAGGAGUCAUGCCGAAGAUUAAUGCUGUAGAAGCCUGGGAUGGGAAAGAUGGACAGCUUCCUGUGGAGGAGGAAUACGACCUCAGUGACGUCGACCUGGACGAGGACCUUGAUAAGGAUGAGUUAUGAGUCCAAACGUAAGGAUCGGACCCAGACUGAUUUGGGUUUGGUCUUCUCUGGUCCUGUCCCCUGCCUCCCCCUUCCUGUGGACGAAUGGGAGGCCACACCAACCACUUACUGAAAUACUCCAGAAAAGGUGCAUGAGAGUCACCUACGGUUUUUCACACCAUCUUGUCUGUCACCCAAGAGGGAGGGGAGUGUGUGUACCUGUGUGUACCUGUGUGUUUGUCCCUGAGGUGAACUCUUUUUCACAAACCUGCUGAAUGUUUAAGGCUGAAUAUUUAUAAAGCUGCCGCCAGCUGAAGAGAGGAGGGGGGAAGGUUCAUUUAAGGGUUUUUUCUUUUUUGUCAAAUGCGACUCCCUCUCCCUUCUUCAGCCGCCUUAAAAUUACUAUUUUAAGAUGUGAACUUGUGAAAGGUGAUGAUUCAACCUGACUUGGCAUAUUUUCCCUUUUUUUAAAAAAAGAAAAACAAAAAACGGUGAACAAGACUCUGGGUGGGUUUGCGUCAUGUCUGUCCAGGACAGGGGAGGGGGGAGAAUCUGUGGGACGACUUGUGUAGAUUUUCUUACACGACUUUAUUUCAAUUGUGUGAAAACAAAAUGACAUUUUUGUUACAAAAAUAAAAAGGAAUAAAAACAA